Protopterus annectens (West African lungfish) is the source of this 1123-nucleotide messenger RNA. RefSeq names its product zinc-binding protein A33-like. Bases 1 to 861 code for a protein of 286 amino acids. NCBI's taxonomy places the organism in Eukaryota, Metazoa, Chordata, Ceratodontiformes, Protopteridae. The record is from RefSeq and is a predicted model, not a curated record. The transcript is spliced from 4 exons. Gene Ontology annotation, molecular function: protein binding.
AUGGAAGCAGUAAAAAGAACAAAUGUGCAACUUCAACCUUUCAGAACACAAAAUGAAGGUUUAUCUGACGUAAAUGCACAUGAAAUUGCUGUUACAAUACAAACAGAUAACCACAUGAUUGCUAUGGCAACUGAGAGUAUAGAGAAUAUGCCUGAGAGUGUACCAUCCACUCAACAUGCUGGAGAGGGGCCAUCUGACUCAACACAAGCUUCAGCACAACAGAACAACAUGUGUUUUGAAGAAUCAAAGAGAAGAUGUGAUGUUGAUGUUAGGAUUGUUAGAGAAGCACCACAAUUUAACAUCAAUGAAUUCAAGUUUCCUGUGAAAUAUAUGGUGUGGAAAAAGAUGGAGAAUAUUCUUAAACCAGUAUCUCCUCUUCUGGAUCCACAAACUGCUCACCCUGGUCUUAUUCUCUCUGAAGAUCGAAGAACACUCAAGCAGAAAUACUGGCCCAGAUUCACAGACCAUCAGCAGGGCUUUGCAAUACCUUCUGGAGUCCUCAGCUCUGAAGGAUUCAACUCAGGCAGACACUACUGGGAGGUUGAAGUAGAAGUGGAACCUGGUGGUGGCUGGUUUGUGGGAGCAGUCAGAGAGUCUGUGAAGAAAAGUAGAGUAGUCACACUACAGGAUGGGUACUGGGCCGUAGAACUUGGAAGAGACUGUGAAUAUUCUUAUAUUACCCAGAACUGCUCCCUCAAGCUGAUGCCACUUAAAAUGCUAGUUUGUCUGGAUUGGGAAGCAGGUCAGCUGUCAUAUUACAAUGCAGAUACAUUCUCUCAUCUACACACUUUUAACAAUUCUUUUACAGAGAAAAUGUUUCCGUACUUCUUUAUCCAGAAUGCAUGCAUUCGAAUUACAUAAUCUGUGAUUAUAUGUCUCAGCUUCUUUGCUCAAGAAUUCUAACCGAGCCAAAAAUAAUGGGGGAGGAGGAUAAAAGCCCCCAUAUCAGGGAUAUGGUUUUAAAUAUUACUCUGAUUCACUUAAAUAUAAUAGAACAAUAGUUUUUGCAUUGGCAUUCAUUUUCAGAACAAUAAGAAGUAUAAAACUCUAAUGUAUGGCAUUAUUGACUGGCUAUAAUCCUCAGUGAUUUACCAAUCAAAAAUGUUACAAGGGACAGGACAAA